GUUUCUCACUCACACCUGAGAUACCCCAAGGUGUGGUGAUUCAAGGUAACAACAGCAACCCUGCCAGCGAGAAGUUCAGAAGAGUUCGCAACUGGAGCAUCACCAAAUAUAAGGCCUUUGCAGCUCACAGCUUGUCCUGUCAGAAUUUCCUGGAGAAAAACAUCCAAGAGGCCGGAGAACAUCUCAACAACGUCAGCACCGAUGUCCCCUCCUUCCUGGAAGAAAGUUGACACAGCAAAGCAACAACCAAUAGAGCUGUAAGGCAGAAUCAGAGGGAGUCAGAGGAACAUUUGGCAUUCAUGGAUUCUCUGUGAGAAAAGUUUGGGAGUACUCAGCUAGAAAUGUUUAAUGUGAUUAAUUCAUUUAUACCAGAGUGGAAUUUAAUUUGUUAGAUUUGGGAUGAAUUUCCAGCCUCACAAAGAGCUCUGGAAACAAAGUUGAGUGUUCGCUACAGAAAAUUGGGAGUUAGCAAAAAUAAUUUAUUUGGGAUGUAGAAAGGGUUUCAUGGGUUCUGGUGCAACUCAUGGAGGUGUGGAAAGGCUCAAAAUGUGAGUCUGUAAUAAGUCUUAAAAAUAAUUCUGAUUUAAGAGAAAUAUCAUCUCAUUCAUUCAGUAAAAUGCAUUUAUUCAUAGACAUACAAACACUCUCCUGGGUUUCUUACCUCUGUUUCAGUGUGUUGGGGAGUAAAUCCAUCUAAUCCUCCAGGAGUCAGUAAGCCUUUCUUUGAACUUCCAAAAUCCUCAGCCACUGCAGUCACAAGCUCACAGCUCCCGAAAGUGCCUCAACACCACUGCUGGAAAACAGUUUCAUAGU
Molecule: messenger RNA, 813 nt
Organism: Haplochromis burtoni (Burton's mouthbrooder)
Lineage: Eukaryota; Metazoa; Chordata; Actinopteri; Cichliformes; Cichlidae
Product: arfaptin-1
Biological process (GO): intracellular protein transport; regulation of Arp2/3 complex-mediated actin nucleation
Cellular component (GO): trans-Golgi network membrane
Molecular function (GO): phospholipid binding; protein domain specific binding
Source: RefSeq, a predicted model, not a curated record